Molecule: messenger RNA, 1029 nt
Organism: Sparassis crispa
Lineage: Eukaryota; Fungi; Basidiomycota; Agaricomycetes; Polyporales; Sparassidaceae
Exons: 6
Coding region: 1-1029 (342 amino acids)
Cellular component (GO): Golgi apparatus; trans-Golgi network; endosome
Molecular function (GO): antiporter activity
Source: RefSeq, a predicted model, not a curated record
AUGUCGACCGACUACGAAAAGCCCGGGACCGGCGAGGAGGACGAGCAUAUGCAGCAGCUCGAGGUACCCGACGAGAAGGUGCUGGACGGCGCGCUCCCGUCGCCCGUCUCCGCACCCGUGCCGCGCUCGUCCAAGUCCACCAAGCUCUCCGCCGCUGCCAUCAUCCCGAUAUGGAUCGUCCUCAGCUCGUCGGUCAUCAUCUACAACAACUACCUGUACAACACGCUAGAGUUCCGCUUCCCCGUCUUCCUCGUCACCUGGCACCUCACAUUUGCCGCCAUUGGCACACGCGUCCUGCAGCGCACGACGCACCUGCUCGACGGCGCCAAGGAUGUGCACGUCUCUAAGGACAUGUUCCUGCGUUCCAUCCUCCCCAUCGGUUUUCUCUUCAGCGGGUCCCUCAUCCUCAGCAACACCGCCUACCUCUAUCUCAGCGUCGCAUACAUCCAGAUGCUCAAGGCGUUCAACCCCGUCGCAAUCCUGCUCAUCUCGUGGACGUUCCGCAUACAAGACCCGAACAAGAAGCUCGCCAUGAUCGUGUUCAUGAUCUCUGCGGGCGUCGCGCUCGCGUCGCACGGCGAGCUGCGCUUCAACCUCAUCGGCUUCCUCACCCAGGCCGCCGCCGUCGCUUUCGAGUCGUCGCGACUGGUGAUGAUCGAGAUCCUGCUGCACGGCCUGAAGAUGGACCCGCUCGUGUCGCUGCACUACUACGCGCCCGUCUGCGCGCUCAUCAACCUGCUCGUGCUCCCGCUGACGGAAGGGCUCGCGCCAUUUUACGAGGUGAUGCGUGUCGGGCCGCUGGUGCUGCUGUCGAACGCGUGCAUCGCGUUCAUGCUCAACGUCGCGGCGGUGUUCCUCAUCGGUGCGGGGAGCGGGCUCGUGCUCACGCUCGCGGGCGUGUUCAAGGAUAUACUGCUCAUCACUGGCUCGGUGCUCAUUUUUGGCGCGAUGGUCACGCCGCUGCAGGUCGUCGGAUAUUCCAUCGCGCUGUGCGGGCUCGUCCUCUACAAGACCUCGGGAAGCAAAUAG